UGAACUUUUCCUCACAGGAACAACAGUCGUACAUCAACAUCCUCAUAAAAUAAAUAAAUGAGCACGAGUUCUAAAUGUCCGAUGGAAUAUCUUCUUUAAUCUUAGGUGUUUGGCAACAAAACAAACCUCGGAUCGUCUUGUGCUGUGGGAAAAACUGCUGUAAAGGCGCUUUGGAUGAGAAGAGUCAUGGCAUCUUUUGUCGUUAUUGAUCCGAAAGCCAUGGCAGCCGGUUGAAAAAGUUACAAAAUCGAAGUCUAGAUGUCUGCGGAACUCGAAAUGGGAUUCUCUCGCGUUUCUUUUGUAUUCAUAAUAGAUUUUAGAAUCAUUUUACUGUAGAUCAUGUGUGACGGUCGAAAGCAUUACUUAUGGAUAAUACUCGGCUUUAUAAAUGUUGUUUAUGCACAAGUUCCACCGAAAUUGGCUCCACUUCCACGAGACUUGGAAUUCAAGAGAGGAGAACGUUUUCAACUGGUGUGUUCAUGCAGGGAGGGCGAGCCUCCGCUCACCUUCAGCUGGGUCCGGGAUGGACAGACUCUUAUAGAGAGCAUGGAAGUGUCUGUCAGACGAUUUGAUGAGUUCUCUUCCUCCAUUACUAUAUCAGCUCUCAGGGAAGACCAUGCUGGAAAUUACACGUGCAUCGUCUCCAAUCAGGGUGGUAGUGACAGUUCAACAGUGAAACUGAAAGUUUUAGUUCCUCCAACGUGGUUGCGUCAACCUUACGAUAUGUCUGUGUUGUCUGGAGCCAGAGUCACACUGAAUUGCGAGACUGCUGGGACACCAAAACCAACGGUGACAUGGAGGAGAAGCAAAGGGUUCAACCUGCAGCACAUGGAGACUUUAACAGCCACUCAAUGGAGGACUGGAGAAGAUGGCAGCUUGACCACCUCUGCGGUCAAAAAGGAAGACGAAGGAUUCUACUCGUGUGAAGUCGCCAAUGGAGUUGGGGAAGGACUCAGGAAAACUGUUCGAAUAGAAGUUCAAGUCCCUCCUAGCGUGUCAGUAUCGGAAGCGGAGAGAACGGUAAGGAAAGGCGAUUCAAUCACUUUGCGCUGCGACGUCUCCGGUGAUAUACCUUUGACAAUCAACUGGGCGAAAGCCAACAGGAAUUUACCUCUUAUCAGCGAAGACAGAAUAAAAAUUCAGGAAGAUUCAACUAUUGAAAACUCCAGUUCAUCUGUAAUUAUUCGCAACACCGCAGCUGAAGAUACCGGUCUUUACAUUUGUACAGCAAGAAACACAUAUGGGCAAAGUCAAGCUACUAUCAGAUUGAAGAUAGUUGAACAACCUAGCACACCUUUGAAUUUUCAAGUCGCUGAAAUAUGGUGCAAAAGUGUUCGAUUGAAAUGGAAGCAACCUUAUAAUGGAAACAGUCCACUCAAACAUUACAUCAUUCGUUACAAAAGAAAGGACUCUCACAUGAAACCUACGGAAACCAAGGUGCCUGAUUCUCAGAAUUCUGUCGUGAUCCGGGACCUGCGGCCUAGUGUCACCUACAGUUUUCACGUGCUGGCUGUGAACGACGUAGGAGCCAGCGGUGCCUCCUCCACGGUGCAUGCCACCACCCGUGAGGAAGAACCGGAGGCUGCCCCAGUGAAUGUCCAUGUUAAAAGCAAGGAUUCGGGAGGAUUUUUGCUGUCUUGGAAGCCUCCUCCGGUCGAACAUUGGAACGGUGACAUAAUAGGCUUUUCCAUCGGUUACAAGAGGGUGUCUCACGGUUCCACGCAGUCUCUGCCCUUUACCUACAAGAUCUUACCCGCUUCUCUGUCCCUUGCUAACCCUGGGCUGGAGGCCAGUGCUUCCAGAGAGUUCGAAGUGUGUGGUCUGCAAGAGUCUUCCAGCUACACGGUUGUAGUGCAGGCCAUGACCAGGGCUGGGAUUGGCCCAGCUUCCCAGCCGGUUCUCGUCAAAACGUCUUAUGGAGAAUCUCCCCAAGUUCCUAGUGUAAGUCUUCUUUCCACCCAACAGACUGUCAUAACUCUCAGGGUGGAGCCUACUGGGAGAAAAAGAGCCUCACCUACUCAAUACAUGUUGCAUAUUCGAGAAGGAACUGGACAUUGGCUGAAAAUUCCUCUAACUCCUCCUAACAAGACUGAGUAUCGAGUCGGAGGUUUGCUGUCUGGUGCCCAGUACAAGUUGUAUGUCACGGCCAGAAAUGGAUACGGCGACAGCGGACCUUCUGAAGUGGUGACUUUUCGUACGGAACCCGAAAGUGCCAGCAGUUCCAUGUUUCAGUACGAAGAAGAAGACAUUGCCAUACCUUUUUACCAAAAGCUGUCUUUCAUCAUCCCUGUGGCCGUUUCCAUGACAACAAUCCUCGUAGUCCCUAUUGCGGCGUGCUGUUGCCUCAGGAAACUGAAUACUCUUCAGAGACCUAGGCCAGAAGGCGUGGAGUCUCGCGGUUUCACGUACACCGCUUCCGGAUCAGGAGAGUGCACUUCCAGUUCGGCUCCACGACCUCGAUCGCUACCUCCUCAGCCUACCACCUCUUCCACUACGGAUUCGGGACACUACUCCACACUACAGAACUACGGUAGCGUCAUACCCGUCAAUGAUCCCAGGUUUAGCCAAUUCAUGAUAGAAAGCAAACUGGCAAAUCAGGUGGUCAGCUUACCACCAAAAAGUAAUUGCUGAGAAAGAAAAAAAAAAAGAAAAAAAAAAAAAGAAUCACCAUCUUCCUAUGAAUAGUUCCAAGAGAUAAUCAUCGAUUGUGGAGCCAGUUAUAUGAAAUACUGAAUCGAUGUGAUGAUUCAAACUUCGUGGCAACAACUCACACGAUGAGUUAGUUGUUUCUACGUGAUUCGAAGGGCAACUCUUUGCCAUUUAUGUGAUUGAACAGUUCAACCCAAAAUGCAAAUGUACAUACACACAUCACCCUUCUCCUUCACCAACUGUAGCCAAAGGAACACAUUGCAAUUCAGAAACCACGAAAAAAAAAAUCUGUACAUGGUUUUAUUUUUGUCACUGACUCUUAGAUAGACCAGCGUUCUCAUGUUUGAAAAACGUGAAAACCUGAAGAUACGUUCUCAAAAUUAUGUUCGACUCCUCUACUACAAUUCAAGACCUAAUUUUGAAGGCAGUCUAAGAGUCAAAUUAGUAAGAUGGACAAAAAGACAACGUGUUAAAUGUGAUAAAAUUUUUUUCCCCCUACUUUGAUGGAAUCAAUGUAUUAUGUUUAAAAACGCUUAUUCAAAUGGAAAUAUUACAGGCCAAAUUUAUUAGUAAAAAAAUUAUGAUAUUAUUUUAUUUUUUAAAUAUAA
Messenger RNA from Argiope bruennichi, 3257 nucleotides. RefSeq names its product cell adhesion molecule Dscam2-like. Bases 340 to 2631 code for a protein of 763 amino acids. Gene Ontology annotation, cellular component: plasma membrane; axon. The transcript is spliced from 15 exons. Gene Ontology annotation, biological process: cell-cell adhesion; axon guidance. NCBI's taxonomy places the organism in Eukaryota, Metazoa, Arthropoda, Arachnida, Araneae, Araneidae. Gene Ontology annotation, molecular function: protein binding. The record is from RefSeq and is a predicted model, not a curated record.